Molecule: messenger RNA, 1504 nt
Organism: Durusdinium trenchii
Lineage: Eukaryota; Dinophyceae; Suessiales; Symbiodiniaceae
Source: the annotation of a GenBank genome assembly
GGUCGCUGAGAAGCUUCCUCCAGGAGCUGCGAAAGGUCUGCAAAAUGCAGCACCUUCAGGCCCGGAAGGCAUUGAUCCAAUAACCAUGGAGCGGCUUCUGAGCCAGGUGCAAAAAGGUGGUCCUUCGGUACAAAACGAAGCGCUCGUCGCAGUGACAGGCCUUCCGCCACAGCAUGCGGCAAAGCUCUUGGAGUUUGCCCUUGAGAAGUCCAAGGAGCUACGGGACCCGUCGAUGUAUAUGGUGUCCACGGUGGCAAGGGGCUUCAAGCCCAGAUGGCACGAAAUGGUGGAGGCCUCUGUCCCUUCCAAAGGAAAAGGCGUACAACUUGAGCUGGCGCAAGAUCGAAAGCCGCACAAAGCCAGGAGUGUUCUACUGGGAGAAUUUUCACACAGGCCAGAGAUCAGUGGACGACCCGCGACGUCCGGUUUCUCCUUCCCCUGUGUCCUACUGCUGGCUGCUGCUUGUGGUUUCUGGGUCUGGCUUCAUGACACAAAUGCUUCAGAGAGGGAGAAGGCUACUGCAAAGCCAGUGUUUAGCGCUGAAAAUGCAGCCGAAUUGAAGGCGUUGAAGGCCCUCCAAGAAGACAUGCUGGCUGCUCUUGGUGAGAUGAAGGUUCAGCAGAUGAAGCGGGAUCAAGAAGACAUUGCACAGCAGUGUGCCGAAGAAAGGGAGAAGCAGAUCGCGCUGUUGUACAAGGAGUUGGAAGGAUCUUCUGGCGUCCUUGUACACAGAUUCCCGGCAGCUGCUAUUGAAACUGGGGAGGGGACAUGGUCAAGUCCAAUUUUUUCAGCGUGCAACCGCCUGUGGAGUAUUCGCCUUGGAAAACAUAGUACUAUUGCAAAGUCCUUGUACUUUUGUAUACUGCCCCACGGCCACAAAGACAGACUCAGGUGUUGGUUUCUAUUUGCACGGCCACCAGGCAAGGGUUACAAGGAGUGGCCGGUCCACGACUGGCCGCCAGAGUUGGCUGGCCACCCAUGGGGGCCAAGUGUGCCUCUAGAAGAAAUUGAAGACUACAAGCAGGCCGUGGAGAGGGGAUGGAAGCAAAACACGCUGACAGCGGAUGGCUCCAUCCUACUGCUCGUGCAUGCAACAACAUUGCAGGCUGUGGCAACUGAGAUCCACUUCAAGAGUUGGUCCAAAGAGUUGAAGAGCUUCAUGCACGGGAAGAAAACAGAGGAUUACCUGAUUCGUGACAGGCAUGGACAUAACAUCCAAUGGCAUGACUCCACCAUUGAGCCACCUGCUUCUGACCAAUUCCCUUUGGUGAUCUUGCACCGCCAGGAGUGAGCUGGCGGGGCAGAUGUGAUAACAAGUGAGUGGAGGGCAACGGUGAGUUCGUUUUAAGCAACAAUCCUUUGACCAGCCACGGUUCUUCUUCUCAGGUAUUUUGAAGAACUGUUGUUUGGGAUGAUGUCAAGCCGUUUGGGUCUAAAGAGGCCCAUGGAGGUUUGCCUUCUUCCUUUGAGAAGCACAGGGCAGAGUCAAUGGUCACCCUCCACG